GGCAAUAGCCUCCGCUGAUAGGGCAUUCAUUAGCAAAAAGGCAAGAGCAGUGGGGGCCACGGCUGUUCAGACCGUAGAGACAGACCUGAAUCUGGGAGAGAGCUCCUGGCAAAGGCAAGGAGCAGCGAUCUUACCUGGACUUACCAUUUUUCUCUUCUUAACUUUUCCCUGGGACAAAAAGCAGGGUGACUCUUCUCUGCUCUCAGAUGUUUGUCUAAACAAAGCCCUCAUAAUUUUAUUUUUGUGGUGGGAUUCCUAAGCAGACAAGAAGAAAAGGCAUCUUUCCACUGAGCAACCGUCCAGCUCUCACUCUGUUCUGCUCUGGGACACAGCAGCUACAGCCACAGAAAGUAAGCCUGUGAGUCUUUCCAAGCAGCCAGGUCUGCUGGGCUGUUAUUGUGAAACGGGUCUUUGCCUACUCUUCAAAGCCUGGUGAAUUGGUGCUGAUUUCAAAGUUGCCUGGUGGAGGAAGAGAAAGUGGCUCUGCAGACAAAGGGGAGAGGGACAAGCCCCUCUCCUCUGCUCUCUGCCAGGGCAGCAUGGGCAAUGUUAUUAUCCAGAGGCUCCGGGCGUACAUGAGGCCCUGUUUCCCUUGCUUGUUCCAGGAGGCGGACAAGCCAGAGGGGAUUGAGAACCUAGGGAUGUGCUGCUCCCCUGACCAGAAGCCCAAAAGAAGCCAUGGCCACUACUUUGUGGCCCUGUUUGAUUACCAGGCUCGGACUGCAGAGGACCUGAGCUUCUGUGUGGGCGACAAGCUCCAAAUCCUGGACACCUCCCAGGAAGGCUGGUGGUUCGCUAGGCACUUGGAGAAAAAAGGAGAGUCCGGCCAGCAGCUGAAGGGCUAUAUUCCUUCUAACUAUGUGGCGGAGGACAGGAGCCUACAGGCAGAGCCGUGGUUCUUUGGAACAAUCAAGAGAGCAGAUGCAGAAAAACAACUAUUAUAUCCACAAAAUCAGACAGGUGCCUUUCUAAUCAGAGAAAGUGAGAGCCAGAAAGGAGAUUUCUCCCUUUCAGGUUCAAUGGAUCCAAAUGACUUCCUGAGGGAGGCACAGAUAAUGAAGAACCUAAGACAUCCAAAGCUUAUCCAGCUUUAUGCUGUUUGCACUUUAGAAGAUCCAAUUUAUAUUAUUACAGAGUUGAUGAGACAUGGAAGUCUGCAAGAAUAUCUCCAAAAUGACGCUGGAUCAAAAAUCUUUGUGGCUCAGCAGGUAGACAUGGCAGCACAAGUUGCCUCUGGAAUGGCCUAUCUGGAGCUCCAGAACUAUAUACAUAGAGAUCUGGCUGCCAGAAAUGUCCUUGUUGGUGAACACAAUAUCUACAAAGUGGCAGACUUUGGACUUGCAAGAGUUUUUAAGGUAGAUAAUGAAGACAUCUAUGAAUCUAAGCACGAAAUAAAGCUGCCAGUGAAGUGGACUGCGCCUGAAGCUAUUCGUACUAAUAAAUUCAGCAUUAAGUCCGAUGUGUGGUCAUUUGGAAUCCUUCUUUAUGAAAUCAUUACUUAUGGCAAAAUGCCUUAUAGUGGUAUGACAGGUGCUCAGGUAAUCCAGAUGUUGGGUCAAAACUAUAGACUCCCUCAACCACCUAAUUGUCCACUGCAUUUCUAUAACAUCAUGAUGCAAUGCUGGAAUGCAGUUCCUGAGGAACGGCCAACAUUUGAGACACUGCACUGGAUGCUUGAGGACUAUUUUGAGCUAGAAAAUUCAUAUUCAGAUGCAAAUAACUUCGUAAGAUAAACAGUGAAGAAGAGAAUUAAUUAAUGAAGUAGAAUGAAGUUCAGUAAUCAGUCCAGAAACACAACCUUAUUAACCAACUGCAAAAUGAGUUCAUCUUGACACAUUCAAGUGAUAGGGUCAAAUUGGCCAGGUAUUUUUAGAAAAAUUAUGUGUGUGUUUUAUUGACAGGGCAACACUGCAGGGCAAUCUAAGGUGGUCUAUCAUUUUCUCACUGCCUGGCAAAAUCAACCGCACUAACCAAAGUUAUUUUUCUUUUUAAGAGAUACUUACAUUUCUAUUUAUUGUUUGAAAUGCUCAUCAAGAGGAUCAACAAAUGAUAGUCAAUUUUUACUCAGUUACUGUUGUAGCACUUUCCUGUUUACUGAUUAAAGUGGUUAUUCAUUAUUCCUUAGAUCGCUGAAUCCCAUCAGGCUGUUAUUAUGAAGGAAUUUGAUUGCUUUGCUGCACAGCAGGACCUGUGCUUUGAGAUUCUUUUUUUUCUCUUUUAAAAUAUCCUGCAACUACAAUGAUAGUAGAGCCAUGUUAAAUUACUUGAUUGUACUUAGAGUAAUUGAACAUAUUUUUUUCCUAUGCAUAAAAAUAUGAAGCAGCUGUUGAGAAAAAGAAUUAAAAUUUCUCUCAUUUUGUGGAAGGAAAUGAUGGAGUUUUUCUCUACCUCAGUAUGUGUCAUCUGAGAAUCAUCUACAUUAGUUUUAAUCUCUUAAUGUUAAGAAUCAGAUUGCAAAGCUGAUGAGUUAUUAUCUGUGGACAUAUGCAAGAAACAUCUAAUACCCAGCAAGAUCUGAGAAGUAAGGAUCAAAAUGGUUUAGUAAAAUGAGAAGAGAGCAGUAGGAUUGCUAUGGCUUAUAGAUAAUUCUGAAUAAUUAAAAAAAAUGUACUUUUGGCAUUACAGGCCAUAGUUUAGAAUUGACUACAAAACAGGUCAAGCUCAGUUUCAGAUCUUGAGGCUGGGAAGAAUGUCUGACCUUGAUUGUGAAACUGUAUUUUUUGUCUAGUAGAACCAGAGGGUUUUUACUCAUCUUAAAUUUGCAUUAACGUUUGUAAGAAUAUUACCAUCUUUUUAAGCAAUGGAUGUAUCAAAUUUUGUGCCUCAUUAGAUGAUUAGGGAAAGUUCUCAAAGGUAGUUUCAAAAUCAAAUACAUAUGCAAUGAUCUUCUGAUGUAAAACAAUAUGAAUUAAACAGCCCACGAGAAAACAGAACAUUUUGAGUAUAUUCUGUCAAUUCUUUUCAAAAGGAAAGAAGAACAUAUUUAAACAGUUACAGAAACCCCAAUUCAAGUGGACUAAACUCUAAGUCAAUUUGUAGAUUUUCUGACUGGAAGACAGGGGGUAGGAAGGCUCCAGGCACCAAUGCCAUUAGUAGUUCAAUGAUGUCCAAUAAAACUUACAUCCUUUCCAACCCUUCCCUCUGCCACCAGCAUUGUCCUCAUUCUCAUGAUCACAGAAAACUGCCAUUAGCAACUGGGACUCCCGUCCCCUCCCCUUCAUUUGAUAAGAGAAAAUGGGAAGACGCUAUCUCCACAUUUUUCAUCUUGCAUAAAAAUCAUUCUUUUUUUCUGUUUCUACAAAUUGGGGUCACAUACCCAGCCCUGUACCAAUAAGAGAGUUAAUGUGAAUAUUAUGUGCUGAUUGACUUAGGAUGAGUUCUGCCACUGAAGCUGGCAAUGUAGUCACCUUUCUUGGAGACAGUGGGAGGUUGGAUUAUCUAAUAAAAUGAAAGAAGAUUAGAUGCCGGAUAGGUGUCUGCUAAGGAGGACAAUCCCCUGAGAUGUGGUAGCUGUACUAUACAUAUUUAUAGUAAGUAGGUGUAUACAUAUUCGCUCAAACUUUUCUGAAACUAAAAUGGGUCAUGUGGCACUAAUGCUUGUAGAGCCCCUUGAUUCCUUUAUGAACAGAAAAUAUUUGUAAAAUAAGGUAAACGCUAACCUUUGUAAGCAGUUGACUAUG
Molecule: messenger RNA, 3680 nt
Organism: Hipposideros armiger (great roundleaf bat)
Lineage: Eukaryota; Metazoa; Chordata; Mammalia; Chiroptera; Hipposideridae
Gene: FRK
Product: fyn related Src family tyrosine kinase
Exons: 6
Coding region: 540-1733 (397 amino acids)
Biological process (GO): protein phosphorylation
Molecular function (GO): protein tyrosine kinase activity; protein binding; ATP binding
Source: RefSeq, a predicted model, not a curated record